Messenger RNA from Lichtheimia ornata, 588 nucleotides. RefSeq lists its product as uncharacterized. Bases 1 to 588 code for a protein of 195 amino acids. The record is from RefSeq and is a predicted model, not a curated record. Lineage: Eukaryota; Fungi; Mucoromycota; Mucoromycetes; Mucorales; Lichtheimiaceae. The transcript has 5 exons.
AUGGAAAGAUAUUACGACACACCAAUGGCCUUUGGCAGUGUGGAUACAACAAUCAAUCAGCUUUUGGAUACCGAUGUGGUGGAGUUGAGUGUUGGUCAAGACGACAGACCUCAAGGACUCGUAUACCUUGGUACCAGUGUACCCGAACUCAAGACGUUACCUACCCUUCAGGCAUCGGCACGAGAUCUAUCAAUACAAAGCCCUCCCUUUCGAACCUAUGAGAAGGCAAGCCAUGAGGAUUUUGUAUUUUCUCGACGACAUUUUUGUGGUGGCAGCGAGUCCAAAGAGAGUACAAGAACAUGUCAACACAUUGGUGAAUCAUCACAGCGUUGGGUUUCAUCAUCAACUGGAAAACGAGUAGGCAGUGGACGUGUUCAACCAAAAAUGGCCAAGCAAAGGACUAUACUUGAAUCCACUGUGGAAGCUGAUUCCAAGGUAUUGCGCAAAUUUCAAGAGGAUCAAGCCAAGUCAGCGAUCCUAGUCACUUCGUAUUGGCCCACUCAACGUUGGUGUCCCAUGACCAUGAGGCACAGCAAAACAAGGCAGUUAAUCUUGAAGUUCACCAAGAGAUUUUCGAUGAUCGCUUGA